AUGAAGGUGACGAUCAAGCGCUGGCACGGCGUCGCGACGUGGACGUGGGGCGUCGACGAAGAGUGUUGCGGCAUCUGUCGCUAUGCGUUCGAAGCGUGCUGUCCAGACUGCAGGAUGCCGGGGGAUGGCUGUCCGCCCGUGUGGGGCGCGUGCCACCACGCUUUCCACAUGCACUGCCUCGUCAAGUGGCUCGAGUCGCUGCAGUCCAUGCGUCAGCACUGUCCCAUGUGUCGGCAGGACUGGCAGUUUCGUAAUUAA
Messenger RNA from Peronospora matthiolae, 258 nucleotides. NCBI's taxonomy places the organism in Eukaryota, Oomycota, Peronosporomycetes, Peronosporales, Peronosporaceae. The record is from the annotation of a GenBank genome assembly.